AUGGAUAGUAGUACAAUCUCCAGAUACUACAUCGAUAACAUUACAAAUGUAUCCAGGCAGAACAAAUUCACUGACAUCAAUCGUUACAAUGGUUCGACGGGGCUUUAUAGCGAAGACAUUUUAUCAAUCUACAUAGUUCGGAAGGGCUUGCCGAUCCUUCUUGUACUUUCCAUCAUUCUUUCGAUUGGUGGUAAUUUAUUCUGGAUCAUCUUCAUGUGCAGGUCGUCACGGGCCAGCAAGUCUUCCAAUGUCAUACUCAUCUUAAAUCUGGCAGUUUGCGAUUUCAUCAAGUCGACAGUAGUCGCUCCCGUCAGGGUCACGGAGUUUUACUUGUCCAAAUAUCAGUACAACCAGUGUAGUAGUACUGAUUGCUGCAGAUUUUUGAACUUCUUCACUUUGUACCUGGCUCUUGUCGGGUUCCAUUCCGUGGUCGCAAUCAGCCUAGAAAGGUUGGUUCUUAUCUGUUUCCCUCUCUAUGCCAGAAUCUGGCUCAGAAGAAAAGUGGUCCUUACGGCAAUAAUUUUUAUUUGGCUUAGUUCGCUGGUGGUUUCAUUGCCGUUCACAUUGCUCUACUCAAAUACAGUGAAGAUUACUUUCUCAUACGGAACGGUAGUUCACGUGUGUUCAUUGAAUUUUUUUUAUUCCAAUGAAGGUACUGGAGCACAAUUUUAUGUAAUUAUCGUUACCCUACUUUAUUAUGUCUUGCCUGUUUUAAUAGUUUCCAUAGCUUAUGUGAAAGUUGUUGCUUGUUUAAAUAAGACGAUUAACAAUUUUAAAAGUAAUACAAUGCGAGGGCCAGAUAUUUCUUUAAAAUUUCACGAAUUGAAAAUAACCGGCGAAACAAGUUCGAUUAAUUUAUCGCCGUUGUCUGAAAGUCCAAAAUAUAAAGAGAAGAACAUUCAAAAGGUGAAAAAUUGUAAUGUACAAAGACAUUCAUCAAAGCUAUCAACAGGCAGCACAUUAAAAACUGUCGAUCGACGACGAACUCUUGCACGUAUGAUGAUCGCAGUGACAUUCUGUUUCAUUAUUUUCCACGGGCCAUUAUUUUUCAUGCACCUCUACUUCAGUUUGGGAUACAAAAUUGAGAGAAAUAUGAUGUUCACGUUGGUUCUACUGAAGUUGUUGCCAAACAUCAGCUCCAUGAUCAAUCCACUUGUUUAUUCCACUGGUUGGAAGGUCUUCAAAAAAUGUUGA
Molecule: messenger RNA, 1194 nt
Organism: Helobdella robusta
Lineage: Eukaryota; Metazoa; Annelida; Clitellata; Rhynchobdellida; Glossiphoniidae
Exons: 1
Coding region: 1-1194 (397 amino acids)
Biological process (GO): neuropeptide signaling pathway
Cellular component (GO): membrane
Molecular function (GO): neuropeptide receptor activity
Source: RefSeq, a predicted model, not a curated record